CAAAGUAUUAGAAUGGCAUAAAAUAUGGCCCAGUUCUACUACAAAAGAAGUGUCAAUGCUCCCUACAGAGAUCGUAUCCCUCUUCGUAUUGUACGGGCAGAAUCUGAACUGUCUCAUUCAGAGAAAGCCUAUCUGAAUGCUGUGGAGAAAGGAGAUUAUGCCAGUGUGAAGAAAGCUUUGGAGGAAGCAGAAAUUUAUUUCAAGAUCAAUAUUAAUUGCAUUGAUCCCCUGGGAAGAACUGCGCUCCUCAUUGCAAUUGAAAAUGAGAACCUUGAGCUCAUUGAGCUGCUCUUAAGUUUUAAUGUAUAUGUGGGAGAUGCUCUGUUGCAUGCCAUACGAAAGGAGGUAGUUGGUGCCGUGGAGCUGCUGUUAAACCACAAGAAGCCCAGUGGGGAGAAACAG
Messenger RNA from Balearica regulorum gibbericeps (East African grey crowned-crane), 402 nucleotides. The record is from RefSeq and is a predicted model, not a curated record. NCBI's taxonomy places the organism in Eukaryota, Metazoa, Chordata, Aves, Gruiformes, Gruidae.